GUGAUGCCGUUUUUAUAUAACAAACUGGCGAGUUCGGAGGAAGCGGCUCAGUGUCGUGUCUUCGCCUCAGUGAUGGAAUGUGUGUCUUUUCGUGAAAUACGUAACGUGAGCGCGUGAGAGCACCGAGGGCGGACAGCGCGCUUUGAGCGUGUGGCAGCGUCUCCGCCGGCACCGGCAUGUCAGCGCUUAACUCGGACACGGAGGAGCCCUUCGAGGACCGCGCGCCGUUCUUUGUAGCGCCGGCGCGCGCCGAGCGGGACGAGGGCGCGCUCGCCGAGCACCAGGAGCUCGUGCUGCGCCGCGCGGACGCGCUCGCGGCCCAGAACCGCCUCAAGGAGGCGCUUGACGUGGCGUCGGUGGCGCUGCGCUGCGGCUCCGCGGCGCGAGGCCGCCUGGGCGCGCUCGUGGACUGUCUGCUGCGGAACUUGAGGGAGUCGCGCGGCGAGGCGGAGCGCGAGCGCAGCAGCCGCCGGGCCUGCUGCUGCUCCGCCGUGACCGCCGCGGACCCGUUCAGCUGCCCGGGCUGCCGGGGCUUCCUGGGCGCGCCCGUGACCGCGCCCUGCGGACACUCGUACUGCCGCCGCUGCCUGGAGCGGGAGCGGCUCUCCAGGUGCCGCCUGUGCGGGGACGCGCUGCCGGCGGAGCUGCGCACCGCGGUGCUCCUCGGCGGCCUGCUGCGGAAGUGGUUCCCGGAGGAGGCGGAGCGGGCGCGGCGCGUGGCCGAGCUCGAGCAAGUCUGCGCGAGGAGGGACUUCGAGCAGGCGCUGCGGCUGGCGCACGAGCUCGUGCAGUCCGACCCCGGCGAUGCCCUGGCGCGAGUGUGCCGGGCCGAAGUGUACGCCGGGCUCAAGCAGUACUCGUCCGCGCUGGCGGACCUGGACGGGUUGUGUCCGAAGUCGACUGGCUGGCCGGAGGUCUGUUUCCGAAAGGCGAAGGUCCUCCAGGAGAUGGGCCAGGUGGACGAGUCCUUGCAGGUGUUUCUUCGGUGUCUCGCCCUGGACGACGACUUUGCUCCUGCCAAGAAGGAGGUGGAAAAGAUCCUGUGUGACCUGCUGUCACCCGCCAGCGACAGCGUCAAGGUGGGCCUGCGGGAGGCGGCGCUGGGCACCUCUCCUCACCUGCGGGGCAAGACGCAACUAGCCGCCGCCCCAAAACGGCCGGAGCAGCUGAAGGACGAGCAGGACGGCGGUCGCUCCGAGAGCCUGGAGCGCUCCAGGCUGAGCCGCACCCAGUCGUUGCGCUCCGGUGGGCCCGGUACCGAGGAGGGGCUGAAGCGGGUUUGCUCGGCCCCGCAGCUCGGUGGCCAGGACAAGGGGACCCUCCUGAAGAGGAAGUUGUCCGCCUCGGAGGUGGGACCCUCGCUUGUUCACAGCGGAGGCAACAAGCACAAGAAGCAAGGAGAGGCCGUGGCCUGCAGAACUGUUCCAGCCGACCUGGUGGAGGCGACCGACUUCGAGUGCUCGCUCUGUAUGAGACUGUUCUUCGAACCGGUGACCACACCUUGCGGACACACAUUCUGUAGGAGCUGUCUGGAGCGCUGUCUGGACCACACCCCCCAGUGCCCCCUGUGCAAGAAGAGCUUGAAACAGUACCUGGCAUCCAGGAGAUACAAGGUGACGCAGGUUCUGGAUGAGGUCAUCAAGCGUUACCUGCCCACAGAGCACCUGGAGAGAGAGAGCGCCCACGUGGAGGAGACCAAAGAGCUGUCCGACUUGACGAGGAACGUACCCAUCUUCGUGUGCACCAUGGCGUACCCCACGGUGCCUUGCCCGCUGCACGUGUUCGAGCCACGCUACCGCCUCAUGAUCCGCCGCUGCAUGGAGACCGGGACCCGCCAGUUCGGCAUGUGCAUCAGCGACUCCCAGAAAGGCUUCGUGGACUACGGCUGCAUGCUGCAAAUCCGCAGCGUCCACUUCCUGCCGGACGGACGCUCGGUGGUGGACACGGUGGGCGGCCAGCGGUUCCGGGUGCUCUCGCGAGGCAUGAGGGACGGAUACUGUAUCGCCGACAUCGAAUACCUGGAGGACGUCAAGGUGAGGGACAGCAGGGAGCUGGCGAGGCUCCAGGAGCUGCACGACCAGGUGUACGAUCAGGCCCGAACCUGGUUCCAGAACCUCAAGAGCCGCUUCUGCGGGCAGAUCCUUCAGCACUUCGGACCCAUGCCGGAGCGCGAGGCGGACAUUCAGGCGACGCCCAACGGACCGGCCUGCUGCUGGUGGCUCCUGGCCGUGCUGCCAGUGGACCCGCGAUACCAGCUGUCGGUGCUGUCGCUGCUGUCGCUGCGCGAGCGACUGCUCAAGAUCCAGCACAUUCUCACCUACUUGCAGAGCGUGCCCAACGACUAGGCGACACUCGAACCCGAGCGCAACCCACAGCCACCGCUGCCGCAUGGCCUCUGCACAAGCUCUGCUACGCUCUGCUACGCUCAAGAGUGAGGAAAACGUGUGCGAGGUUUGGAGGGGGAGUGCGUAUAUACGUGUGUGUGUGUGUGUGCGUGUGUGCGCGUGUGUGUGCGCGCGUGCGCUACCGCCCACACUCACACACCCCACCCUGCAACCCUCCAACACCGCGGCGCUGGUCCAAACCAAACAGUUCUUACUAAAUUCAUAAGAAGGGGUACAAUUUUUUUCAUUUCCUGUCAUUGAGGAAAUGACACGUCAAAGGCAGCAGGUGGCGCAGCGGUUACAGCUGUCACCUUGCAAUCUGAAAGCACUCGGUUUGAAUCCCAUCUCCUGCUGCUGUAGCAGGGAACGAGGUACUUACCCUGACCCAGUGCAGUAAAAGUUACCCUGUUGUGUCGAUGGGUAAAUCGGUAAAAAUCGCUUUGGAGCAAAGAGUGAAAUGAAUGAUGAGGUGGUGACUUUCAGCAGGUGAGAGUGACGCCGUCCUGCACGCAACUCGCACGUCAGUUUGUGCUCAUGUUUGAAGGUCCGCUCUGGUCCAAGGUGUGUCUGCCGUCGUGUCUCACAGUAAAUUUGCACCCCCCUCCGGGCGUUCUCUGCCGUCGAUGUUUCUCUGCAGGUUGGGCUGUGACCGAACUGUUGCCUUACUCCGCUCUUACCCUGUUCGCGCCCGCUGCUGUCCCAACGAUGCAGCCGCGUUGGCCCUCUGCGUGUGUACAUAUGUAAUAACGGAGCUCGUUGUAUGUAAAUCAUUUGUACAUUUUUUGGGAAGAUUCUUGUUGCUCUUUGCUUGAAUAUUUAUCAGUUUUAAAUAAUAAAAUAAAAGCACACCUGUUUGUACCACGCCUGUCUGCGCCCCCCUGUGGACAGUGACUCUGGAUUGGGGACGUGCUUCCUUUCUCUGCCUGCAGGUGGCGCUCCUCUACGGAGGGAAUGGCUACUCAAUGGAAGCAGAAGGCCACACUCCUCAGCGAGACCUCACACUCACUCACUCACUCACUCACUCACUCUCUCUCACUCACUCAAACCUGCCUGCUGUUGGUCAUCAUGACAUGCAAGUUAGGCAGUCAUACCCUCCUCAACACUGCCAGCACCGGGUGCG
Scleropages formosus (Asian bonytongue) is the source of this 3504-nucleotide messenger RNA. RefSeq names its product LON peptidase N-terminal domain and ring finger 1 (gene lonrf1). The coding region runs from base 177 to 2345 and encodes 722 amino acids. NCBI's taxonomy places the organism in Eukaryota, Metazoa, Chordata, Actinopteri, Osteoglossiformes, Osteoglossidae. Gene Ontology annotation, molecular function: metal ion binding; ubiquitin protein ligase activity; protein binding. The record is from RefSeq and is a predicted model, not a curated record. The transcript is spliced from 12 exons.